GGUGUGGAAGUGCAUCCCUUAGACUUCUUCACAAACUGUGGGAAAAUCAGAUUCUAUUGCUGGGAUACUGCUGGUCAAGAGAAAUUUGGUGGUCUUAGAGAUGGAUACUAUAUUCAUGGCCAAUGUGCGAUCAUCAUGUUCGAUGUCACUGCCCGUUUAACAUACAAAAAUGUUCCUACAUGGCAUCGGGAUCUCUGCCUGGUUUGUGAGAAUAUCCCCAUUGUUCUAUGUGGCAACAAGGUUGAUGUCAAGAACAGGCAGGUGAAAGCAAAGCAGGUUACUUUCCACAGAAAGAAGAAUCUCCAAUAUUACGAGAUUUCUGCCAAGAGCAAUUACAAUUUUGAGAAGCCUUUCCUCUAUCUUGCUAGGAAGCUUGCUGGAGACCCCAAUCUUCACUUCGUUGAAUCACCUGCUCUUGCCCCUCCGGAAGUACAUAUCGACAUGGUUGCACAACAACAGCAUGAGGCAGAGCUUGCUGCAGCUGCUGCACAGCCAUUACCAGAUGAUGAUGAUGAUGAUGCUUUUGAUUAGAGAGAGA
This is a messenger RNA of Magnolia sinica, 538 nucleotides long. Its product is annotated as GTP-binding nuclear protein Ran1B-like. Lineage: Eukaryota; Viridiplantae; Streptophyta; Magnoliopsida; Magnoliales; Magnoliaceae. Gene Ontology annotation, molecular function: GTP binding; GTPase activity. The record is from RefSeq and is a predicted model, not a curated record. Gene Ontology annotation, cellular component: nucleus; cytoplasm. The transcript has a single exon. Bases 136 to 531 code for a protein of 131 amino acids. Gene Ontology annotation, biological process: ribosomal subunit export from nucleus; protein import into nucleus.